Vanderwaltozyma polyspora DSM 70294 is the source of this 624-nucleotide messenger RNA. It is a transcript of the gene YPT1, whose product is annotated as Rab family GTPase YPT1. The coding region runs from base 1 to 624 and encodes 207 amino acids. Gene Ontology annotation, molecular function: GTP binding; GTPase activity. Lineage: Eukaryota; Fungi; Ascomycota; Saccharomycetes; Saccharomycetales; Saccharomycetaceae. Gene Ontology annotation, biological process: regulation of exocytosis; protein secretion. The record is from RefSeq and is a predicted model, not a curated record. The transcript has a single exon.
AUGAACAGUGAAUACGAUUAUUUAUUCAAGUUACUUUUGAUCGGUAACUCUGGUGUUGGUAAAUCUUGUUUAUUAUUAAGAUUCUCAGAUGAUACUUAUACAAACGAUUAUAUUUCUACUAUUGGUGUAGAUUUCAAAAUUAAAACUGUACAGUUAGAUGGUAAAACUGUGAAAUUACAAAUUUGGGAUACUGCUGGUCAAGAAAGAUUCCGUACUAUCACUUCCUCAUACUAUCGUGGUUCUCAUGGUAUCAUUAUUGUUUAUGAUAUCACUGAUCAAGAAUCAUUCAACGGUGUUAAAAUGUGGUUACAGGAAAUUGACCGUUAUGCCACCUCUACAGUUUUGAAAUUGUUGGUAGGUAACAAGUGUGAUCUGAAUGAUAAAAGAGUUGUUGAAUAUGACGUUGCUAAGGAAUUCGCCGAAGCUAAUAAAAUGCCAUUCUUAGAAACUAGUGCCUUGGAUUCAACUAAUGUAGAAGAAGCUUUCUUAACUAUGGCUAGACAAAUUAAAGAAAGUAUAUCCCAACAACAGCAAAUAGAUGAUAAAAUGGGCAAAGAUGAUAAAGGUGGCAACGUCAACUUGAAAGGUCAAAGUUUAACUAACACAAGCAGUGGUUGUUGUUAA